AUGCACCGCUACAUUUCCUGGAUUGCAAAAGCUGGCUUCAAGGAGCUUGGCAUUGAGCAGCAACAAGGAGGUUGGCUUGAUCUCGCCGGUAUCGCGGCAGCAGUUACAAGGAACAGGAAGGAUCUCGGGGAUUUUGACGCGGAGAAGUUAAAGAUGUAUAUCCAGGAGACCGAUGUCGAUGGACGCUUUGAGAUCAACGGCCUCCAGCUCCGGAAAGUCGACAAGGCAGAUCGACGACGCAGAGAUUCGCAACGAUCGCCUUUCGAGCCCAGCAGCGCCCCAACAGGGCAGGCCGCAGUGCGCGAGCCAAUGGAGAUGCUAGAGGUGUCUUCAUCUGCAUCAUCUGGUCGACAUCGCAGGCGGUCUCGAUCGUUGUCGUUGGGGUCUGAUUCCGACAGGCUAGGUGCAGAUGACCCAGAGGAUGAUGCUUUGGCAGCGAGGUGUCAAAACCUCCGGGUUUCUGGCGACAUGGAAGAUGUCAAGCCGGAAAUCAAGACAGAGCUCAGGCCCAACAAAGGUACAGUGCAGAUUCCCACGCCGGAUCCUCCGCCGGGGGAGUACUGGACUCAAUACAAGGACGAGGGUGACAAAGGUCUGUUUUGGUGGUUCUACGAUGGUCCAUUGGGUCAGUGGUGGGUUGGCCAGGAUGGUGGGGAGCCUUUGCAAUAUUGUGGCUGA
Molecule: messenger RNA, 678 nt
Organism: Symbiodinium necroappetens
Lineage: Eukaryota; Dinophyceae; Suessiales; Symbiodiniaceae
Source: the annotation of a GenBank genome assembly